AUGACAGAAAUGGUCAGUUUUAGAAUUUUUCAGGCAUUCAAUUUUCGAGGGAAACAGAAAAAAUAUUAUCUACAUUUCGUUUUGUUUUCGAAUCUGAAAGAAUCUCUGAAAAACCAAGAGUCACAGAGAAAUAAAAAAAUGGAAGAUAGGAAGUCAGCUGUUUGUGGCAAUCAUUCCAUUUGGAAUUUGUUUGCUUGGUUGUUCGAAGAUGAAAAACCCAUUUUAUUGGAUAGUUGGAAUAGGAAAACGGAAUAUGAGAGAGGUCGAAUUACAGAAAGAGGGAUGAAGAUGGACUAUUCUUUCAAACGUGGAACAAAGAGUGAAAAAGGAUGGAGUUGUGGAGGCAAGCCGUUGGAGACGGAGUUCGGGGCUAUAAUGGGAAUGAAGCUGGCGACUACUGCAAGAAGGAAAAAAGAGAAGGGACGAGUGCGCAUUCUUCUGUACCCAUAUUAA
Molecule: messenger RNA, 453 nt
Organism: Loa loa (African eye worm)
Lineage: Eukaryota; Metazoa; Nematoda; Chromadorea; Rhabditida; Onchocercidae
Exons: 3
Coding region: 1-453 (150 amino acids)
Source: RefSeq, a predicted model, not a curated record